CGUUUGUUUUGUAGGAAUUAAAGCCUCCUCUUUCUCGCUCUCUUUCUUUUUGUUAGGUCAGGAAAUUAUUUGUAUGCGAUCCACAUGAGCAUAGGAGCAGAGCCUGAGAGAUGACUGUGUGCUAGAAGUUCUUGUCUCCUGAUGAUGUGUUAUAGGACACAAAACUCCUUUUAAAGGAUGGCUAUCCGAGAGCUGAAAGUUUGCCUUCUGGGGGACACAGGAGUUGGGAAAUCCAGCAUAGUUUGUAGAUUUGUCCAAGACCAUUUUGAUCAUAACAUCAGCCCUACUAUUGGCGCUUCAUUUAUGACUAAAACAGUUCCUUGUGGGAAUGAGCUGCAUAAAUUUUUGAUAUGGGACACUGCUGGUCAGGAACGAUUCCAUUCUUUGGCACCAAUGUACUAUAGAGGCUCGGCAGCCGCUGUUAUUGUAUAUGACAUAACAAAGCAGGACUCAUUCCAUACACUGAAGAAAUGGGUAAAAGAACUGAAAGAACAUGGUCCUGAAAACAUUGUUAUGGCCAUUGCCGGAAAUAAAUGUGAUCUCUCAGACAUCAGGGAGGUAUCAAUGAAAGAUGCCAAGGAAUAUGCUGAGUCUAUUGGAGCAAUUGUUGUUGAAACUAGUGCAAAGAAUGCCAUCAACGUUGAAGAACUCUUCCAAGGCAUAAGUCGGAGAAUCCCACCACUGGAUCCACAUCAGAAUGGCUCGAAUGGAGCAGUGAAACUUGGUAGACAAUCCUCACAGCCCACAAACAGAUGCUGCUGAUCUAUCUCCAUGCAAUGAGAAAUCUAGCAUAGUUGUUCAUAGCACUCAAGAUGCUCAGUAUACAGUAUGACCAUUAAAUGGCAAGCAGAUGUAAUAUGUUCAUGGUAAAAGUAUGCUUAGUCCCAGUUCACAGUAUUUUAUUUUAGCCAAAAGCAGGAGUGGAGCCUACAUGAAGAAGUAGAAUUGAAGGCUUUAUAAUUCUCUUCUUUGAAUCCAUUCACACAUAGAGAUAUACACAUACAUGACAGAUUUGUAGUAGAAAUGCCUGCGCCUGUCCAUUCAUCAGGAUGGAGUUUGCAGAUAUCCAUGCAGAAACAACCCCAUUUACAUGUAUGGAACAGAUUUUUUAGUUGUAGAUACGCUGCUGUGGAAUUUCCACAUGCAAAAAACAAAAAUCAUUUGCUGCAGUCCCAUGUGCAAAUGGUCUUAAAGGCGUUGUGCAUAUUUAAUUUUUUUUUAUUUUUGGCAAUCUUCCCCUCCUGGGCAGACUUGCAAAGGGAAGCAUAUUUACUUGCUUCCUGAUGCUGGCUCCCGGCUCCUGUGCUCUCCAGCCUCUGCUGCUGUGCUCAGGUCCCCAGUUUGACGCAGCUGCAGUCAAUUUCUGGCUUCAGUGGUGAGCUGCUAGCAUUACGUCAUGAUAAAUGGUCACGUGGCUCAAGAGAAGCGGGUCACUGCUUUGGCCAGCGAUUGGCUGCAGCAUCGUCAAAUCGGAAGUGUUCAUCCAGGGACCCGAGCGGAGAUGAGGCCAGUGAGCGCAGGUGCCAGCAUUGGGAAGUAGGUAAGUAUGCAUCCCUUUGUAGGUUUGCCCAGGAGUAGGGGAAAAAAAAAAAGUGCACAACCCCUUUAAACUACAUACAAAAAUGUAUCAAAAGGCAAGAUGUAAAUUGCUCAUUGGAUGUAACAUUAUUGCAUCUUCUGUUUCCAGACCAUUUUUCUAUCCCAGACUAAACAAAUGCUGUAACUACAUAACGUUAGGGUUUAUUUUUUUACACUUUAGUUCUUAAUUCAGGUUAAAAUUUUAAUUGUUAAACAAAAUAAACAUAACAACAAUGAUACUCACAGUGAAAGACCCAACUACUUUAUAAUCUGUAUAUUAGUGUAAAACCUCUGCUGAGAUUGAAAUAAGUAACCUCGGGUUAAGGCCUCAUGCACACAGGCGUUGCCGGCUGUGGCUGUAUUGCGGCCCACAAACAGCGGGUCCGCCAAUAUGCGGGCAACGGCCGUGUGCUCACUGCAUCAUGGAUGGGUUUGCAAUCCGGAGGUGCGGUGCGGAAGGGAGGCACUCCAUAGUGCUUCUGUGGGGUUCCUCUCCGUACCU
Molecule: messenger RNA, 2080 nt
Organism: Bufo gargarizans (Asiatic toad)
Lineage: Eukaryota; Metazoa; Chordata; Amphibia; Anura; Bufonidae
Gene: RAB31
Product: RAB31, member RAS oncogene family
Exons: 7
Coding region: 178-762 (194 amino acids)
Molecular function (GO): GTPase activity; GTP binding
Source: RefSeq, a predicted model, not a curated record